Molecule: messenger RNA, 1023 nt
Organism: Lodderomyces theae
Lineage: Eukaryota; Fungi; Ascomycota; Pichiomycetes; Serinales; Debaryomycetaceae
Product: 6-phosphofructo-2-kinase
Exons: 1
Coding region: 1-1023 (340 amino acids)
Biological process (GO): fructose 2,6-bisphosphate metabolic process; fructose metabolic process
Cellular component (GO): cytosol
Molecular function (GO): ATP binding; 6-phosphofructo-2-kinase activity
Source: RefSeq, a predicted model, not a curated record
AUGUCGACUAGAGCAACAACCAUGGAAACUUGCGAGUAUGAACAUAGUGACAGUACCCGCGACGAACUACUAUCAUCAUUAUCCUCGACUUCAAUCAACUCGUUAUUUGACAGUGGGUCACAAUUCUAUUCAAGUUCCACACUUCCUGGAUCAUCAACAAUCACACCAGUUGUAUCAAAUGAGUAUUUGGAAUGUCAACGAAACAAAACUAUAGACAAGUUGUUUCAACCUAAACUAAAAUCAUACAAACACCACGAAUCUCAGCAAAUCCCAGAAGAUAGAGUAAAAGUAGUCGUGCUACUAGUUGGACUACCGGCAAGUGGGAAAUCCACCUUGUGCCAUCAAAUAAAAGAUUUUGUCAACUCCAAAACAAAGUACGGAUGCGGUGUCUACAAUGCUGGAGAUGUCCGGAGGAAAAGGUCAUUGGCCUUUAACGAUGCCAACUUCUUUGACCCCAACAAUAAGUCAGCCCAGCAGGACCGGGACCUUUAUGCCACAAUCACCCUAAAUCACUUGUUAGCAGAUUUCGACAAGAUUGAUAUCGGGUUUCUUGAUGCAACAAAUACAACCGUUGAAAGAAGACACAAAAUGUUGGAGCUAAUAAGUUCUAAAGACAUACCCGUUGUCAUUCUUGAAGUUGAAAGUAUAUUCUCCGAUUUUAAUAUCAUCAGCGGGAAGCUCAACAAUGCCGAUUACAUAAACAAGGAUAACAGGAUGGCCUUUCAAGAUUUUAAAAAUAGGCUACGUCAUUACAAGAGUGUGUAUGAGCCAGUAACUUGGGAAGAGUUGGAUACAUAUGGGGAUCAAGUGACAGCAUACGUGAAAUGUACAAAUGGUGGCGAGAGUUUUGAGUUGACCAAGAAUAAAGAGGUGGAGGAGAGGGAAAUGGAUGAUAAGAAGAACGGGGUUGAGGAAUCUGGGUUUUGGUACUUUAAAGUGUUGCAACAGUUUAUUGAUCAAUAUGACGAGCUGGUUGGAAUCGAGUACAGAAAGAGUGCAAAAGAAUUUCGUAUAGAUUGGUAG